AGAGGAUGGGAACUACAAUUCCCAGAGGGCAGUGCGAUCGAGCGCCUCGGGCGGCCUUCGAAGGGGUUCUUCUAGUUUCCGCGUGCGGGGUGCUCUCCCAGCCGGAUGUAGUGUACUGUCCUGGCGGGAGGGGCGGCCCACUGGGGGUCGUGCCUCCUGGAGCCGUCCCCGGGACGUGAGUCCUGGAGGAGGCGAGGGGUGCUCCAGGUGUUGAGAAGACUAUGAACAGGUCAGAGAACUUGUUCUUUCCUGGCUCCUCAUUAGCAUCCCAAGUUCAUGCGGCAGCUAUUAAUGGAGAUAAGGGUGCUCUUCAUAGGCUCAUCAUAGGAAACUCUGCCCUUAAAGACAAAGAAGAUCAAUUUGGGAGGACACCACUUAUGUAUUGUGUGUUGGCUGACAGACUGGAUUGUGCAGACACUCUUCUGAAGGCAGGAGCAGAUGUUAAUAAAACUGACCACAGCCAGAGAACAGCCCUCCAUCUUGCAGCUCAAAAGGGAAAUUAUCGUUUCAUGAAACUCUUACUUACACGCCGAGCAAACUGGAUGCAAAAGGAUCUGGAAGAGAUGACCCCUUUGCACUUGACCACCCGGCACAAGAGCCCUAAGUGUUUGGCGCUUCUGCUGAAGUUUAUGGCAGCAGGAGAAGUGGACACACAGGAUAAAAACAAGCAAACAGCUCUGCACUGGAGUGCCUACUACAAUAACCCUGAGCACGUAAAGCUGCUUAUCAAGCAUGACUCCAACAUUGGGAUUCCUGACGUUGAAGGCAAGAUCCCACUUCACUGGGCAGCCAACCACAAGGAUCCAAGUGCUGUUCACACAGUACGAUGCAUUCUGGAUGCUGCUCCCACGGAGUCUUUACUGAACUGGCAAGACUACGAGGGUCGGACACCUCUUCACUUCGCAGUCGCCGAUGGGAAUGUGACAGUGGUUGAUGUCUUGACCUCAUACGAAAGCUGCAAUAUCACAUCUUACGAUAACUUGUUUCGAACCCCGCUGCACUGGGCAGCUUUACUAGGCCAUGCACAGAUUGUCCAUCUCCUUUUAGAAAGAAAUAAGUCUGGAACCAUCCCAUCCGACAGCCAAGGAGCAACACCCUUGCACUAUGCAGCUCAGAGUAACUUUGCCGAAACAGUUAAAGUAUUUUUAAAACAUCCUUCAGUGAAAGAUGAUUCAGACCUCGAAGGAAGAACAUCCUUUAUGUGGGCUGCUGGAAAAGGCAGUGAUGAUGUCCUGAGGACUAUGCUGAGUUUAAAAUCUGACAUUGAUAUUAACAUGGCAGACAAGUAUGGAGGUACAGCCUUACACGCUGCUGCCCUUUCUGGCCAUGUCAGUACCGUGAAGCUACUGUUGGAAAAUAACGCUCAAGUAGAUGCCACUGAUGUCAUGAAGCAUACUCCACUCUUCCGAGCCUGUGAGAUGGGACACAAAGAUGUGAUUCAGACACUUAUAAAAGGUGGAGCGAGGGUAGAUUUAGUCGAUCAAGAUGGACACUCUCUUCUACAUUGGGCAGCACUGGGAGGAAAUGCUGAUGUUUGCCAGAUAUUGAUAGAAAAUAAGAUCAAUCCAAACGUGCAAGAUUACGCAGGACGAACCCCUUUGCAGUGUGCUGCUUACGGCGGCUAUAUCAACUGCAUGGCAGUGCUCAUGGAAAAUAAUGCAGACCCUAACAUUCAAGACAAAGAGGGAAGAACAGCUUUGCACUGGUCCUGUAACAACGGAUACCUUGAUGCCAUUAAAUUACUACUAGACUUUGCUGCUUUCCCUAAUCAGAUGGAAAACAAUGAAGAAAGGUACACUCCCCUGGACUACGCUUUGCUGGGCGAGCGCCAUGAAGUGAUCCAGUUCAUGUUGGAGCAUGGUGCCCUGUCCAUCGCAGCCAUACAAGACAUCGCCGCCUUCAAAAUCCAGGCAGUCUACAAAGGGUACAAGGUCAGAAAAGCUUUCCGGGACCGGAAAAAUCUCCUCAUGAAGCAUGAACAGUUGAGGAAAGAUGCCGCUGCCAAGAAGCGAGAGGAAGAAAACAAACGAAGGGAGGCAGAACAGCAGAAGGGAAGGCUGAGCCCAGAUUCCUGCAGACCCCAAGCCCUUCCCUGUCUGCCCAACACCCAGGCUGAGCCCCAUGGGCAGAGCUGGGCCCCCAGCAAACAGCCUCCCACCAGCGACACAGCCCAGGACCCUGAGGGGAGAGCCUGUGGAGGAUCUCCAGGCAGAGCCCCCCAGAAUCUGCAGCAUCUUUCCCCAGAUGUGCAGGGAACAGACCCCAGAAAGCCAAACGAAUCACCCAGAGAACAGUCUAAAGGCCGAUCUGCCUGUGUCCACUUCCGCCCCAGUGAAGGCCGUGAUGGAAACAGACAUCCAGGAGUCUCCUCUGUUGAGAAGCCCAGAGGUGAGACAGUUGGUGAGCAGCAGUGUGACAAGGGGAAAGGCUUCUUGAAGCAGCCUUCCUGUAUCAGGGUGGCUGGGCCAGACGAGGAAGGAGAGGAUGCCAGUUGGGCAGCUGCAAGCCUUCCACGGCAGGAUGGCCCCCGGAAACCCAGCAGGCGGCAGGACACAGCACCCAAGGCCAAAUGUGCCUCCCAGAAAAGACGAGUUCAAGAGCUCCGAGGAGGAAGGCACUCCCCGGCUGGCUCUAGCCGGCCUGGCAGUGCCAAGGGGGAGGUGGUCCAUGCUGGGCAGAAUCCUCUCCACCAUCGAACAUCAAGAAACAAAAUGACACAGGACAAGCUCGCAGGAGGGAUCUGCUCAGACUUGCCACAGAACACAGAGGUGUUGAGGUCAGGAGUCAGGAAGUCGGGAACAUCCACCCUGUGGGAGGACACUCAGAUAUCCAAGGAGACUGAUCCAGCACCUGGUCCCCUCUCUGGGCAGACUGUGAAUAUUGGCCUUCUCCCCGUAGAGCUGCGGCUGCAGAUAAUCCAGAAAGAAAGAAGCAGGAAAGAGCUGUUUCGCAAAAAGAACAAGGCGGCAGCGGUCAUCCAGCGGGCCUGGAGAAGCUACCAGCUUAAGAAGCACCUGUCCCACCUUCUGCAGAUGAAGGAGCUUGGAGCCAGAGAUGUGGACAAAUGGAACCAAGAGUGCCUGGCAUUGCUGCUCCAAAUUUGGAGGAAGGAACUGGAACUAACCCCCCCAAAAACCACUGAAGUAACCAGGACCACCAAGAGUUCAUCCAAGGGCAGCUCAGGCACAAAGUCCACCAGGCACUCGGUACUCAAGCAAAUCUAUGGUUGUUCUCAAGAAGGGAAAGUACCUCAUCCCACGAGAUCUUCCAGAGCUCAUUCUGUGCUACGUCUCAAUUCAGUGAGCAACUUGCAGUGUAUACACCUCCUUGAGAACAGUGGAAGAUCAAAGAAUUUUUCUUAUAACCUGCAAUCAGCUACUCAAUCAAAACCCAAAAUAAAGCCUCGACCACCUCUGGAGGAAGACUGUUUCCGGCGUAGCUGGAAUAGCUAGUGCAGAGUUCUGAUU
This is a messenger RNA of Odobenus rosmarus divergens (Pacific walrus), 3467 nucleotides long. It is a transcript of the gene INVS, whose product is annotated as inversin. The transcript has 17 exons. Gene Ontology annotation, molecular function: protein binding. NCBI's taxonomy places the organism in Eukaryota, Metazoa, Chordata, Mammalia, Carnivora, Odobenidae. The record is from RefSeq and is a predicted model, not a curated record. Bases 222 to 3452 code for a protein of 1076 amino acids.